Messenger RNA from Cajanus cajan (pigeon pea), 2723 nucleotides. RefSeq names its product scarecrow-like protein 34. The record is from RefSeq and is a predicted model, not a curated record. NCBI's taxonomy places the organism in Eukaryota, Viridiplantae, Streptophyta, Magnoliopsida, Fabales, Fabaceae.
UUCGUGGAAGAUAGACGUGAAAGAGGAAGAGGAAGGCGUAUCCCUAUCCCUAUUUAACUCAACACCCACCUCAGACCUCACCAUUCACCAACAAUAACUCUCUUUCACGACUUUCGCCAAACACUUUCCAUCCUCCUUCUUCCUUCGCUUCCAUUACCUUUCAGUUUCAGGUGCUUCUUUUGUUUUCUUUACCACCUGCAUGACCACUUCACAUGGAUCCAAACUCUCUUGCUACCGACUACGCCUUUGACCAUCAAGGGAACUGGGACUUUUCUUAUCAAUCCGAUGUGGGGCCAAUUGGGUUUUCUGCCAACUCAAUGUUAAACCCGGACCCCUCCUCCGCCGCCACGGUGGCGGAUCCUCCCCUCGAGGAAGAUACUGAUUUUACGGAAACCUUCAAGUUCAUAAGUCAAAUUCUCAUGGAAGAGAAUUUUGACCAGAAACCCUGCAUGUGUUACGACCCUCUGACUCUGCAACACACUGAGAAAUCCUUCUACGAUGUCUUGGAGUUGGAUCCAGCGCUUCCUCUUUCCCCUAAUCAGCACCCUCUGGAGAGCCCCGAUGGGAAUUCUUCAAAUUCCACCACUGAUUCCGCCAUUUCUCAAGAUUUGAAGCCUCAUUCACCUGACACACCUGUUUCUGUUUCUGCUGCUGCUGAUGCUUUCAUUUCCUCUUCUCUUGUUCCACCGCAUGAUUUGACUGGAGUUAACGAUGGAGUCUUGGAUUUAGAUUCUUCUGCGGCAAGCAAGCUGAUGGCGGAAAAUAUUUUCAGUGAUGCAGACUCCAUGUUGCAGUUUAGAAGAGGGCUGGAGGAGGCUAGCAAGUUUCUUCCUCAAAGGCCUCAACUUUUCACUGGGUUGGAGAGCAAUAGCACCACCACCACCACCACCACCAUGGUCUCUGCAGAGCCAGAGGGAGGAGGGGUGGUUGUGAAGAUGGAGAAUAAUAAUUCACAUGGGGUGAAGAGUAGGAAGAAUCACGCGCGCCAAGAUGAAGAAGAAGGGGGAAGAAGCAACAAGCAGUCCGCAGGUUGUGCUGAGGAAGAGAGUGAAAUAUCAGAAAUGUUUGAUCGGGUGUUGCUGAGUGUUGAAAAUGUGCCACUCUGUGCUGAACACAAGAGUGGACCCGUGGCAGUGGGUGAUGGUAGCACAAAGAGUGAGCAAACCCAUGUGUUUGAUGGAGGGAAGGUUCGUUCCAAGAAGCAAGGGAAGAAGAAGGAAACGGUGGAUUUGAGGACCCUAUUGGUUCUGUGUGCACAGGCUGUGUCUGCCAGUGACAACAGGACUGCUAAUGAAUUGCUGAAGCAGAUUAGGCAGCAUUCUACACCCUUGGGUGAUGCCUCCCAGAGGUUGGCUCAUUAUGUGGCCAAUGGUCUCGAGGCACGCUUGGUUGGUGCUGGAACUGGAACACAGAUAUUUUACAUGAGCCACAAGAAGUUCACUGCUGCUGAUUACCUGAAAGCUUACCAAGUUUUCAUAUCUGCCUGCCCCUUCAAGAAAUUUUCACAUUUCUUUGCAAAUAAAAUGAUAUUGAAAACAGCUGAAAAGGCAGAAACGCUUCAUAUAAUUGAUUUUGGUAUCCUGUAUGGCUUCCAGUGGCCAAUUCUUAUCAGGUUUCUAUCAAGUAGAAGUGGAGGGCCUGCCAAGCUGCGGAUCACAGGAAUAGAGUAUCCCCAAGCUGGCUUUCGUCCGGCUGAAAGAAUUGAGGAGACCGGCCGUCGUCUAGCUAAGUAUUGUGAGCGUUUCAAUGUUCCUUUUGAGUACAACGCCAUAGCAUCACGAAACUGGGAAACCAUUCAAAUUGAAGACCUUAAAAUACAGAGCAAUGAGGUGGUUGCUGUGAACUGUCUGAUAAGGUUUAAGAAUUUGCUUGAUGAGUCAAUUGAGGUGAAGAGUCCCAGAAAUGCUGUUCUGAAUUUAAUCAGGAAGAUGAAUCCGGAUAUUUUUGUUCACGCCAUAGUAAAUGGAUCUUAUAAUGCCCCUUUCUUUGUCACGCGCUUCAGGGAGGCACUGUUCCAUUUCUCUUCGAUUUAUGAUAUGUUUGACACUCUCAUAUCCCGUGAAAAUGAGUGGAGGUUGAUGAUUGAGAGAGAAUUCUCGGGUCGGGAGAUCAUGAAUGUUGUAGCAUGUGAAGCUCUUGAGAGGGUUGAACGGCCCGAGUCAUACAAACAGUGGCAGGCUAGGAAUACUAGAGCUGGUUUUAAGCAGCUGCCGCUGGAUAAGGAGAUAAUGGCCAAAUUUAGGGGCAAGUUAAAGGAAUGGUACCACAAGGAUUUUGUCUUUGAUGAAGAUUGCAACUGGAUGCUUCAAGGUUGGAAGGGUCGCAUUUUGUAUGCUUCAUCUUGUUGGGUGCCAGCAUGAUGAUAUGUCACUUAGCUCUUGUUUCAGAACUAUUACUGGAUUGAAGGUCACCUUAGGCUGUUGUGAACUGUGAUGAAUAUUCUUCCCAGGUUUGCACCGGGUCACCCUGUAUAACAGUGGUAGAAUUUCCUUCCAGAUUAGCAUCAAAUCCUACGAUGAUAAGGACCCCAACAUUAGUAGUCAAACUAUUCUUUACGAUGCUUUUCCUUUUCUUUUUCCUCUGUCUGACCGACAUGUAUUAUAGGAACUUCAGAUAUGUAAAAGAAAGUUGGUAAAAGAUUUUUGCAGGAUAUCUUGUAUCGCGUGAUAAAACUAGCUACUGAUUUGAUUGAUUUGGAAUAGAUGGGUUGACUAUUUCAUCAA